This is a messenger RNA of Tetrapisispora phaffii CBS 4417, 564 nucleotides long. RefSeq names its product Yop1p (gene YOP1). The record is from RefSeq and is a predicted model, not a curated record. Lineage: Eukaryota; Fungi; Ascomycota; Saccharomycetes; Saccharomycetales; Saccharomycetaceae. Bases 1 to 564 code for a protein of 187 amino acids. The transcript has 2 exons.
AUGGCUGACUUUGCUUCCAGUUUCCAAUCUCAAAUGAAACAAUUUGACCAAGACUAUGCUCAAAACUCUUUUUGGAAAGCUCUUGAGCAGAAGACUAACUUACCGAAAUCUUACAUGGCCUUUGGUUCCACUUUAGGUUAUUUAUUAUUAAUCUUCAUUAACGUCGGUGGUGUUGGUGAAAUUUUAUCUAACUUUGCUGGGUUUGUCAUUCCAACUUACUUUUCAUUGAUUGCUUUGAAGACUGCUUCCACAGAUGAUGACACUCAACUUUUAACAUAUUGGAUUGUUUUCGCUUUCUUAAACGUUAUUGAAUUCUGGUCUAAGGCUAUUUUAUAUUUAAUUCCAUUUUACUGGUUUGCUAAAACAAUUUUCUUAAUUUACAUUGCUUUACCAAAGACUGGGGGCGCUCUUUUUGUUUAUAAGAAGUUUAUUGACCCAUUAACUGCUAAGUAUAUCAAGGCUCCAAUGGCUCCAACAGACAACAAUGUUAACUCCGCUAUAAAUAAUGCUACUUCGAAAAUGGCUUCUGCAAGAGCUUCAGGUGCUAAUGCCCAUCGCGAAUAG